Molecule: messenger RNA, 4352 nt
Organism: Gadus macrocephalus (Pacific cod)
Lineage: Eukaryota; Metazoa; Chordata; Actinopteri; Gadiformes; Gadidae
Gene: slc71a2b
Product: major facilitator superfamily domain containing 14Bb
Exons: 11
Coding region: 15-1571 (518 amino acids)
Biological process (GO): transmembrane transport
Cellular component (GO): membrane
Molecular function (GO): transmembrane transporter activity
Source: RefSeq, a predicted model, not a curated record
GCCUUUUUCUGAACAUGCAAAUCGGAGCUGAGGAAUUCAGAGUAUCGAAGGCCAAGCCUCCUCAUGACUCUGAGAUACACGGAGUACCGCGUUAUAAUUACUCUUAUUUAGAGUUCGGGAUAGUUUGCAAAGACGUCCUUACAGCAUACACCCUGGAAGAAACGCAGCCAACCCAGUCAGCUGGACCUCAUGGACUUCAUGUGAGCAUCGUUUCGGCAAGAUGUGAGAUGAACCAGGAGAAAGCAGCGACGGAGGCCAGCGACGCUAUGUUGGUCCGCGGCUCUAAUAGCAGAGGGCGUGCUAGAGUCAGCCAUGCUGUGGUGGUCAUCUUUCUAGAGUUCUUUGCCUGGGGCCUGCUCACGACACCUAUGCUGAAGGUGCUCCAUGAAACUUUCCCUCAGCACACGUUCCUUAUGAACGGUAUGAUCCAGGGAGUGAAGGGUCUCCUGUCGUUCCUGUCCGCCCCUCUGAUUGGUGCCAUGUCAGACGUGUGGGGAAGGAAGUCCUUCCUCCUCUUGACAGUCUUCUUCACGUGUGCACCCAUUCCCCUGAUGAGGAUCAGCCCUUGGUGGUACUUUGCACUGAUCUCUGUGUCGGGUGUUUUCGCGGUGACCUUCUCUGUCAUAUUUGCCUACGUGGCUGACAUCACCGAUGAGCAGGAACGCAGCACUGCCUACGGACUGGUGUCCGCUACCUUUGCGGCCAGUCUGGUCAUCAGCCCGGCUAUUGGGGAGUACCUGUCCGCCCAGUACGGAGACAGUCUGGUGGUGCUGGUCGCCACUGUGAUUGCGGUGGCGGACAUUGCCUUUGUGUUCUUUGUGGUUCCGGAGUCGCUGCCAGACAAGAUGAGGCUGAGCUCCUGGGGCUUCCCCAUCUCCUGGGAGCAGGCGGACCCCUUUGCUUCUCUGCGCCGUGUUGGAAAGGAUAGCACAGUGCUGCUGAUCUGCGUGACGGUCUUCCUUUCCUACCUCCCUGAAGCGGGACAAUACUCCAGCUUCUUCCUCUACUUAAAACAGGUGAUCAAGUUCUCCCCAGCAGCCAUUGCUGCUUACAUCGCCAUGGUGGGGAUUCUGUCCAUCAUCGCCCAGACGGUGCUGCUCAGUGUCCUCAUGAGAACGGUAGGGUAUAAGAAGACGGUUCUACUGGGUCUGAGCUUCCAAGUGCUGCAGCUGCUGUGGUACGCCUUCGGAUCUGAGCCCUGGAUGAUGUGGGCGGCCGGCACCAUAGCAGCGCUGUCCUCCAUCACCUUCCCGGCAGUCUCUGCUCUGGUCUCACAUAGUGCCUUGCCGGACCAGCAAGGAGUGGUCCAGGGCAUGGUGACAGGGAUCAGAGGCCUGUGUAACGGCCUGGGUCCCGCUCUCUACGGCGUCAUCUUCUUCAUGUUCAACGUAGAACUUGAUGAAAUCACGCCGGUCACGAGCCACUCUCAGGUACACACACACACACACACACACACACACACACACACACACACACACACACACACACACACACACACACACACACACACACACACACACACACACACACACACACACACACACACACACACUGAAUUGUAUUUUAGAUAGCCCAGGUGGUUCAGACUUUCAACGCUCGGUUGUAAAGUAUCAACACUCGAUGUCUUUUCCAAACUCUUAUUUUGGCAGUCCGUGAUCCCCGGCCCCCCCUUCCUGUUUGGAGCGUGUGCCGUGAUUCUGGCCCUGGGCGUGGCCAUCUUCAUCCCCGAUCACCACCGAUCGCCCGAGGAUAAGGCCAGCAGCAUCUCUACCACCCACUCCCAGAGCGCCAACCCCCUGGCCAUUCCCACCAGCGACACGGAGGACCAUGAGCCCCUCCUGCAGGACAGCAGCAUGUGAACGGUGUCACGUAGCCUCUCCGAUCACACCACCUGUCACGGCCGUGCGCUUUGCCCUGCCUUCUCUUCUCCCCGUCUCUCUCCAUUGAACCCCCCCCCCCCUUUCAAGUAACCCUGCCUCAGUAAACAUAUGUUAUCCAGAACUUUCUAAAGACUUAUUUUUCUUUCGCGUGCAAAGCAGUUGUGAGUGACUUUUCCGACACAAGAGCAUACAUGCAUGGAUGUACGCAUGCACACACACACCCACAGUGAUCGCAGGAAGGCCCCGUUAGAGGGGGAGCCGGGACGUUUUUUUUAAUUGCUUUGGUCUGACCGACGCCGAGAAGAGGACAGAGACACUUUGCCUCCCGGUAUUAUUUUUUAGAAUCCUUUGGACUGUGAGGCUUUUCCCGGACUUCACCCAGGUGUUUCUAGAGGUUGUACCCCGGCUAUGCCUCUGGGGAAGGGGGCAGAGCAGGCAUGGCCGACGGGAACUCUUUCCUCAGGGACCACAGCUCUCACCAAUGUCCUUCCCAUGUGUGUGUGGUAAUCUGGAACCAUGUCUUUCAUUAUAUCGCCAUGGAGAUGACCUCCACGUUAUGUACGUUAUCAGCUAUUCUGGAAUCGUCCGUUACUUUGGCAACCGCCACAGGGGUGAGUGUGAGGGUGCGUGUGAGUGUGAGAGAUGAAUCUCGUCAGUCCAGCAAGCCACCGUGAGGCAUACUUUUUAAAAAGUAAUUUCCCACAAAUUCCUUUUGUUUUUAUGCUUCAAGCAUGUUUUUCCCGACGCAUACAGAGUAAAUGUAAAAUUGCUUCUUCGUGUUACCUGCCAUAUUGGGUAGGGUAAAUGAAGCCCUUGUAAUUUGAAAGUGAAUGAAAGUUACUGACAUUGUUUUUGCCAAGGUGUGUCUGUCAACCAGGCGACUAGGGAGUACAAUUACUGUGCCAUCUCGGGAUGAGGAUCUUUUAAAAUGCCAACAAACCUGGAAAAGACAUUCCAGAUUCACCCACGCCCCCCGGGCAUGUGACUGCUGGCCACUCGGUGCUAAGCCCUACUCUAAUCUAGACUAGUCUCAGUACUUAGCCCUGGUAUAGCCUAGCUAGUCUCAGUACUUGGCCCUGGUAUAGCCUAGCUAGUCUCAGUACUUAGCCCUGGUAUAGUCUGGCCUGGUCUCAGUGCUUAGCCCUGGUAUAGUCUAGUCUAGUCUCAGUACUUAGCCCUGGUAUAGUCUAGUCUGGCCUUGUCUGGGUUUAGCUUAAAGCCUAGCCCGGUUUAGCCACUAUCCUCGCCAUGGCUAAGCAAUUUUACUUAUGUACUUCUAGUCCAUCAAAAGUGAAAAGAUAUAUUAUUUAUAAGCCUGAUUUCCUCUGAAACUUGAAGAAAUGUCAGUCAUAUCAAACGUUUCCUUCUUUAAACAUGGUCAACAUAAAUAGUACUGCUACUCAUUCCCCUCCGGUCCUAGACUUUUCAACUGCUUCCCUCCCACUAAUUGGAUAUUGGUAGUAUACAUAGUCCUAUAUUAUUAAUAUAUUAACUUGAUAUUGGUUAUAUUCUAAUUGGCUGUGGGUAACCCUUCUAGGCUGUGCAUCUCUAGAUCCUCUUGACAUCCCGGCUGCAUGUGUAUAGUGUAGCUUCCCUCCUGUUUGUGUUAGCGGGACCGUCAUAAAGUGGGCGUGUCGGGGCGAGUUGUGAUCAGGGGAAUGUGUACAGACAUCCUUUCAAUACAUACUGUACAAAUAUCCAUCUUAUCAGGACUUGUUCUCACAUAGUCAGGAUCCACUUGCUAUUGCAGUAAACCGGUCAGCUCAGCCUGCAAGCGUUGCCAAUAACGACCUCAGAACUCCACGGUGAGGGGAGCUCGCCCUAAAGCAGUAAUCCCUGUGGAAGUCGCCAGUAUUUUAACACAGACGUCACCAUCUUUUCAGCUCUGUAAAUGAUUGGUUAAUGAACCCACUGCAAAUGUCCGUCGUCAUAAUGUGAUGAUGGCAACUUGAUCAUGAUUUCCGAGCAACGGUCUGCAUGGCACAAGAGUGUGGAGCCAACAUGGUGAAGGGGAGCAGCUUUAACGGAUCAACCAUGUCUGAAGAGAUGCCUGGUGUACCACUUGGCUCAUUUCUAGGAGCUCAGACUUUUUAGAUCCUUCCUUUUAUAAAGCAGCACUUUUUUUCCUUGAUCAAUAUUAAUGUGUGUGUGUAUAUAUAUAUAGAGAGAGAUAGAUAGAAGCAUAUAUAUAAGGUGUUUGAUAUGGCUAGUUUAAUGUAGCCUUCAUUAAUCUAAACAAGGAGUUAAACAUUUAUGCAGUGAAAACAAUGCUGAUUUCCAAAUGAUCCAUGUUGCGUUUAUGAUGCGGUGAGAUUGCUUUUCAUUUCAGCAAAACGUGUGCCUCUGGAAAUGAGAACUUUUUUUAAUGAAUAAGUAUGUAUAUGUUUUGCAUUUGUAUUUGCAUAAUUUGAGCUUAUUAAAACUAUCAUUUUGAAUCGCUUGCAAUGAAUUAAUAAAAAUUAUUGAUCUGGA